CGGCACUUCCUUUCUCUAUCGUUUGUGGUGAAAUCAAGAUGAGUUCGCUCAAGUUACAGAAGAGGCUUGCCGCCUCCGUGAUGGGAUGUGGCAAGAAGAAGGUGUGGCUGGAUCCUAAUGAAGUGAAUGAGAUUGCCAACACCAAUUCCCGCCAAAACAUCCGGAAGCUGGUGAAGGAUGGUUUGAUCAUCAAGAAGCCUGUGGUGGUGCACUCCCGCUACCGCGUCCGCAAGAACACGGAGGCGCGUCGCAAGGGUCGCCACUGUGGCACAGGAAAGAGGAAAGGUACUGCCAACGCCAGGAUGCCCGUGAAGUAUCUCUGGAUGCAGCGUAUGCGUGUGCUGAGGCGUCUGCUGAAGAAGUACCGCGAUGCCAAGAAGAUCGACCGUCACCUGUAUCACGAUCUGUACAUGAAGAGCAAGGGUAACGUGUUCAAGAACAAGCGCGUCCUCAUGGAGUACAUCCACAAGAAGAAGGCCGAGAAGCAGCGCACGAAGAUGCUGAACGAUCAGGCGGAGGCGAGACGUCAGCGCGUUCGUGAGGCCAGGAAGCGCCGCGAGGAGCGCAUCGCCACCAAGAAGCAGGAACUCAUGGCGUUGCACGCCAAGGAGGAUGAAGCCGCAGCUGCUCUCGCCUCGGCGUCCAGGAAGUAAGUCCGGAAUAAAGCGCUAAAGGACAAGA
Messenger RNA from Phlebotomus argentipes, 681 nucleotides. RefSeq names its product large ribosomal subunit protein eL19 (gene RpL19). Gene Ontology annotation, cellular component: ribosome; cytosolic large ribosomal subunit. The record is from RefSeq and is a predicted model, not a curated record. NCBI's taxonomy places the organism in Eukaryota, Metazoa, Arthropoda, Insecta, Diptera, Psychodidae. Gene Ontology annotation, molecular function: structural constituent of ribosome; RNA binding. Bases 39 to 653 code for a protein of 204 amino acids. Gene Ontology annotation, biological process: translation. The transcript has 3 exons.